Medioppia subpectinata is the source of this 1020-nucleotide messenger RNA. Lineage: Eukaryota; Metazoa; Arthropoda; Arachnida; Sarcoptiformes; Oppiidae. The record is from the annotation of a GenBank genome assembly.
AUGUCUGAGACAUAUCUAAAACAAGUGAUCGACAAACCUGUGUCUGAAGACGGGAAGGGCCCGAACGUGACAUUUGCCGCCUCUUCAGUGCAGGGCUGGCGUAGCACUCAAGAGGACGCACACAUCUGUUUGCCAUCAUUUGACAAAAACGCCAGUCUUUGGGCCGUUUUGGACGGACAUAACGGCGCAGAAGUGGCUCUCUUUGCGUCCAAACGACUCCCGAAACUGCUUCUCGACAACAAGAACUACAAGGAAGGCAAGUAUGAGAUCGCUCUUCAGGAGGCGUUCAUGGCUUUCGACGAUCUUCUUCUCACUCCGGACUCGAUUCAAAAGCUGAUAACCAUUAGAAAGUCUUACAGUAAGCUUCCGAUCAUUAACGCCAACGCGCCCGCCAUCGCCAGCGGCUGCACCGCGAGUGUGGUUCUCAUUAAAGACAAUAUCAUAUAUUGCGCUAAUUUGGGUGACUCUCGCAGUAUAUUGUGUCGGAACGGAAAGGCGUUUCCGCUCUCCGUUGACAAUAAGCCGGAAGACGACGAAGAGAAGGCUCGCAUCGAGAGAGCGGGCGGACACGUGACAGAGAGCGGACGCGUCAACGGAGGGAUUAACGUCUCGCGAGCUUUUGGUGACCAUAUGUUUAAACGCAACCAAAGCAUGUCGAAGAAGGAACAGAUGGUGAUCGCGUGGCCAGUGGUUAAGACAGAACCGUUGACACCGAACGACAGUCUAAUGGUUCUCAUAUGCGACGGCGUCUGGAAUGCUGUUCCGCCCGACGAACUCAUCGCAUACGUCAGCCGAAGAACAACAAAACAUAAACAACUGUCAAAGAUAUGCGAAGAAGUGUUCGCACAGAUACUGCCCAAAGAGAUGCCAAAGCACGGCAUCAUCGGUAAGGAUAACAUGACAUUCCUUAUCGUUAAGUUUGAGUCGACGGCUGCUUUCAAGCGGACGAAUAGCGUUUCCCCGAAUGCCGGCCAAAAACAGAGGGCAGUCGAAGACAUGGAAUCGGAAAAAGUCGGAUAA